AAGACACCGUGGUAUAAUGCUGGUGCUGAAACCCGACGGUGAUCACUACAAAAGAGUAGGGAUUCUGAAUUUUCGCAAUCUUGGUAUCCACAAGGACCGAAGGGAUUUCACGGAGUCGAAGAGCCUUAUUAAGGGGGAGAAUGGGUGCUUUUGGAUGAAGGAUUUUCGGCAAAAUGCUAUUGAAGUGGAGUAAGUCUGCAGAGUUUGUAAGUGGGAAGGGAUUAGUUAGAUUUGUGAUGUUUGUAAGACUAGCUCGGCGUUUCCAAUAUUAUCUAUUGAGAGUGUAUUUUCAAUAGUAAUAAUAUAAUAUAUACUGGUCA
Bipolaris sorokiniana ND90Pr is the source of this 320-nucleotide messenger RNA. RefSeq lists its product as uncharacterized. Bases 17 to 193 code for a protein of 58 amino acids. The record is from RefSeq and is a predicted model, not a curated record. The transcript has a single exon. Lineage: Eukaryota; Fungi; Ascomycota; Dothideomycetes; Pleosporales; Pleosporaceae.